UAGCCCAGAUCUUUCAGCAGCGGAUUUGAAAAUUAUAGAACAAAGAGAAUGCAGUUGGAAUCGAACUUGAGACAAAAUUUCUCACUCAGAAAUUAUUAUUCAUAAGUUGAAAGAAACACAACUGAGACUGGUUUGGUUAGGACACUUGGGAUUGCAGAACUGCAAUAUCAAGGAUGAUAAUCCCAGUUGUGAGCAGCUUGGUGCUGAUGAAGAGGAGGGUAAUAGUGGAGUUGCUUCCUCAAAGUGUGAGAGACUGGUGGAAGAAAUGGGAGCUGAGAGGACUGAUUAUUGUCAGUCUCAUCUCACAAAUACUUCUCAUCCUUCUGGGGAAUCGCAGGAAGUAUGAUGGUAGACUUCGGCUUAAAUGUGUCGUCUGGAGUGCCUACUUGCUGGCUGAUUCUGUAGCUACCAUGGCCCUUGGUUUGCUCUUAAAUAACCUAGGACAAAUCUAUCAUCGCCAUGGUUGUUCUAUUGAUGCCAACAAUGAGCUUACUGCAUUUUGGGCUCCUUUUUUUCUGUUGCACUUGGGUGGUCCUGACACUAUCACAGCUUACUCUUUAGAAGACAAUGAGUUGUAUUUGCGGCACUUGUUCGGACUUAUUGUCCAAACUGGCGCAGUGCUAUACAUCUUUCUCUUGUCAUGGAACACUGGCUCUCAUCUUUCAUAUCUGGCAAUAGCAAUGAUUGUUGUUGGAUGCAUUAAGUAUGGAGAGAGGACAUGGACUCUUUGGUCAGCUAGCAGUGAUCAACUUAGAGAUUCAAUGCUGACUAAUCCUGAUCCUGGCCCCAAUUAUCCCAAGUUCAUGGAUGAGUUCAGUUUGAAACAUGCAGAGGGGUUUUGUGUGGAGGCAGAAGAGGUGAAAGAUGACCAGGCUGAAAUAGAUGUAAAAGCUUCUGGAGACACCACAUCUGAUGUAAACAUUGUUAAAGCUAAUGCCUUAUUUCAGAUAUUCAAGUGUCUGUUUGCAGAUCUCAUCCUCAGCUUUCAAGACAGAGACAUUAGUCAGUCUUUAUUCCUGAAAUUCUCUCAUGCAGAUGCUUUCGAUGUGAUUGCUAUUGAACUGGCAUUCAUGUAUGAUUUGCUAUACACAAAGGCAAUAGUAAUUAAUACAACGUGGGGUCUUUCUAGCCGCUUCAUCACCACAUUUCUCACCACCCUGGUGUUGUUGAUUUUCUCCAUUUCUGACAAGAAGAAGUAUCACAAGGUAGACCUCUACAUAACAUUCUGCUUGCUGAUUGUAGCAAUAUUGCUAGAAAUAAUUGCUGCUGUUUCUCUAUUUCUGUCAGACGAGGCCAGUCUUUGGUUCAAUAAGCAUAAGCAAAUUUGGAUCUUAAAAGCCAUAAUUACUUGUUUGGAACCAGUGGUUAAACUGCCCAGGUGGUCUAAUUCCAUGGGGCAAUACAGCAUCACAUCUCUUUGCCUCAAAGAGAAAACUAACCUUUCAAUGCCAAAAUGGUUUCACUUGAAUAGAAUUUGGGAACAGCACAGAUAUAGAACCUCCAAGAAAGUGCCUGAAGGUCUGAAAAAGUUGAUCUUCAAACAUGUCCUGAAGAAAUGUUAUCGAUUUAAUGAAGCAAUUAAAAGGAGUGACACCACUUAUCAGGGCAGAGACAUAUACACCAAUAGGGGAAUCCGAGCUCUUAGAAAAUACUAUGGUGAGAGUAGUGAUAGUCCCAUCGAUUGGAGUAUUCAGGGCUUUGAGUUUGAUCAAAGCAUUCUUGUUUGGCAUGUUGCAACUGAAUUCUGCUAUUACUCUGGCACUCAGGGCAAUUCUUCAGAUCUUUCAGGUUGCACAAAUCGAAAAAUUAGCAAGCUUUUGUCAAGAUACAUGCUAUAUCUCUUAGUUAUUUAUCCUUCCUUGUUACCAGUUGGGAUAGGCCUUAUCAGGUUUCGCGACACUCGUUCUGAGGCCAGGAAAUUUUUAGAAGAAAGGAAGUACAUGAAUCGGACAAAGGAAACUCAUGGCUCUGAAAAAACAGAUCAGAAGAGGGAACUAAAAAUUCAAGCUUGCAAAAUGUUACUUAAAGUGAAAACUCAUGUCCCACCCAUCAAAGUGAAAGGCGACAUGAGCAAAUCUGUGUUGUUUGAUGCAUCCAGGCUAGCUUCAGAAUUGAAUAAAAUUUCGGACGAAAAGAGGCGAUGGAAAUUGAUUAGAGAUGUUUGGUUCGAAAUUCUAACUUAUGCUGCAAGUCAAGGUCGAGGAAGUCACCAUGCCCGCCAGCUGAAGCGAGGAGGAGAGUUUCUUACUCAUGUCUGGCUUCUUAUGGCACAUUUUGGCAUGACUGACCAGUUCCAGAUUUCUCAAGGCCACGCUAGAGCUAAAUUGACUGUCAAAUAGUUGUAAUUUCUGGUAUAUUGUCUUGUGUUAAGUCCUGUAUACAGUUAAUAACUUUUAUUUUCCUUUUCUCUGUUCAUGUUCAGAUUUAAUUAGAGUAAUAAACCAGAUAUUGCAAUACAGAUUUCUGAAAUCUGCAAUCACAGUU
Molecule: messenger RNA, 2484 nt
Organism: Pistacia vera
Lineage: Eukaryota; Viridiplantae; Streptophyta; Magnoliopsida; Sapindales; Anacardiaceae
Exons: 3
Coding region: 174-2339 (721 amino acids)
Source: RefSeq, a predicted model, not a curated record